Molecule: messenger RNA, 1624 nt
Organism: Cajanus cajan (pigeon pea)
Lineage: Eukaryota; Viridiplantae; Streptophyta; Magnoliopsida; Fabales; Fabaceae
Product: Co-chaperone GrpE family protein
Biological process (GO): protein folding
Cellular component (GO): chloroplast
Molecular function (GO): protein homodimerization activity; protein-folding chaperone binding; adenyl-nucleotide exchange factor activity
Source: RefSeq, a predicted model, not a curated record
AAUUUUCACAACUCUAAAGCGUCGUGCACAUUCGCCACUUACCCCUUAUCCCUCUCUCGACUCUCACCAUGGCCACUGUCCUCAGAACCCCCACUUUCCGGCCACCGCCUCCGCCGCGCGCCGCCAAGUCGCCGAAACCCUCGCGCGUCGCCGUUGCGUCUUUCAGCCAAACCACUGCCUCCAGGAGAGCACCCUCGCCCCUCUCCUCCCUGCGGUUCCCUGUCGUCCCCUCUCCGCGGUUCGCCAAGUUCGUUCCCUUCGCCUUCGACGGCGACACCGAUUCCCCGCAAGUUCAGGAACCGGAGGUUCAGGUUCUGGACCCUUCAGAUGGUGCUGUUGAUGUAAAGGACAGUGCGAGUGAUAAUGAGGUUAGUGAUGCUGGUGAAACACCUGUUUCACCUUUCUUAGCGUUACUUCAAUUGUACAAAGAAGCAUUAGCUAAUAAUGAUGAAGUCAAAAUUGCUGAGUUGGAAUCGUCAUUAAAAUCUAUUGAAGAUGAUAAAAUAGAACUUGAAGGGAAAAUAGCUUCUUUAUCUGAGGAGUUAACUAUAGAAAAGGAUCGGAUUCUAAGAAUUAGUGCCGACUUUGACAAUUUUCGGAAGAGGACGGAGAGAGAUCGCCUGUCACUAGUCACAAAUACUCAGGGUGAAGUUGUGGAGAGUUUGUUGCCUGUAUUGGAUAAUUUUGAGAGAGCAAAGACCCAGAUUAAGGUGGAGACAGAGGCAGAGGAGAAAAUAAACAACAGCUAUCAAAGCAUAUAUAAACAGUUCAUUGAAAUUCUAACCUCACUUGGAGUUGAACCAGUGGAGACAGUUGGAACACCCUUCGAUCCAAUGCUACAUGAAGCAAUUAUGCGUGAAGAUUCUGAUGAAUAUGAGGAUGGCAUCAUAAUUCAAGAAUUCAGAAAGGGUUUUAAACUAGGUGACCGUCUCUUGCGUCCAUCAAUGGUGAAGGUAUCAGCUGGUCCUGGACCAGCAAAGCCUGAACAAGAAGCACCGCAAGAAGAACAAGCCAAAACUGAAAAUUCUGAGGACAGUGUAGAGAACGAGGGUGUCACUGAAACAGAGUCUGCUUGAAAGGUCAAAACUUUUGCCUGCUUUCAGUUUUGCUACAGUAUAUCAAUUUGAAUCUCCAGGAACAUAAUGUCUUUUGCCUAGGAAAUAUUCCACCCACGUUUCCCUUAUUGGAAAAUUAGUAUUAUGAGAUUUUGAAUUAUAUUUUUAGAUUAUUAUGGCCUUUUAUAACUUUCGUAGAGAUGGCUAAAUUUUCAGAGGUACCAUUUUCCUGAAUGGAAGAGUAAGUUGCAAUUGAUCAAGUGCUUAGCACCUGGAAUUAGGUUUUUAUAAUGACAUCAUUUCUUCAUCGUAUUGCACAUUACAAAUGGAAGAAUAUUUCAUAAUGUAUUCUUUGGUCGGGCAAGAUGCAUUGCUGCGUUCUGUACUCUUCAGUGCUAUUCAGAUGGUUAUUUGAUUGUUCUUUGGUUCUUCGCAAACUUUAUAAAGAUAAUAUUGCCCAUUAGUUUUCCACUUGACAUUAAUAACCAGGACAUAUGGGCAUUAUUAUGUUAUUAUGGAAUUUUAGGAGGAAGCAUAAUGUACUUUUGAUUACGUUUUUCACAUUAAUA